Messenger RNA from Salvia hispanica, 1907 nucleotides. The record is from RefSeq and is a predicted model, not a curated record. NCBI's taxonomy places the organism in Eukaryota, Viridiplantae, Streptophyta, Magnoliopsida, Lamiales, Lamiaceae.
ACAUCGUAUGGCGGACUCCUGGCACUCAUUGCUUUGCUAGCUCAGGUUGCAUUUCAGGUACUUCAAAUUGGAAGCAAUUAUUGGAUGGCAUGGGCAACUCCUGUCUCCAAGGAUGAAGCACCUCCAGUUGGAGGCUCUACCCUUAUCCUCGUCUACGUUGCUCUGUCUGUUGGAAGUUCUUUUUGCGUUUUGGGAAGGUCAAUAUCUGUUGUGACCAUGACCUACAAGACUGCAAAGAUACUCUUUAACAAGAUGCACCUCUGCAUAUUCCGUGCACCCAUGUCUUUCUUUGAUUCCACUCCAAGUGGGCGGAUUUUGAAUAGAGUAUCUACGGACCAAAGCGCUGUUGAUUUGAACAUGGGUAUCAUUGCGCAAUUCUCUUUUUCCUUGAUUCAGCUUCUAGGAGUUGUUGCUGUCAUGACUCAAGUAGCUUGGCAGGUCUUCAUCAUUUUCAUUCCAGUAAUUGCAAUUUGCAUAUUGUUGCAGCGUUAUUACAUAGCUGCUGCACGAGAACUUUCCCGACUUUGUGGAGUGAGCAAAGCUCCAGUCAUACAACACUUCUCAGAGACACUAUCUGGAGCAAUCACCAUUAGAAGUUUCGAUCAAGAAUCUCGAUUCCGAGAAAUUAGCUUGAGGCUGAUAGAUGGAUAUUCACGGCCAAAGUUUCAUAUAGCUGGUGCAAUGGAAUGGCUAUGCCUUCGUCUGGAUGUGUUGUCUCUCAUGACGUUUACCUGUGCACUGAUUUUCCUGAUUACACUUCCAGAAGGAACUAUUGAUCCAAGUAUUGCUGGUUUAGCCGUGACUUAUGGCCUCAAUUUAAAUAUGUAUCAAGCCUGGGUUGUUUGGAACCUUUGCUUUAUGGAGAACAGAAUCAUAUCUGUUGAAAGAAUACUUCAGUAUACUUCACUUCCAAGUGAACCUCCUCUUGUCAUAGAGUCGAACAGGCCGCAGAGUUGCUGGCCUACCCAAGGAGAAGUUAAUAUCCAAGAUCUUCAGGUUCGAUAUGGUCCUCACUUGCCCUUCGUGCUACGAGGCCUAACAUGUACUUUCUUUGGAGGGAAGAGGACUGGUAUAGUAGGAAGAACAGGAAGUGGCAAAUCAACACUUAUUCAGACACUCUUCCGAAUUGUAGAGCCAACAGUCGGACAGAUACUGAUCGAUGGUAUCAAUAUAGCAGUUAUUGGACUUCAUGAUUUACGAUCCAAGUUGAGCAUAAUCCCACAAGAUCCAACAAUGUUUGAGGGAACUGUUCGAACUAACCUCGACCCCCUUGAAGAGUAUACUGAUGAGCAGAUAUGGGAGGCUUUGGACAAAUGCCAGCUUGGUGACGAGGUCAGGAAAAAGCCAGAGAAACUUGAUUUUGCAGUGUCUGAGAAUGGAGAGAACUGGAGCGUGGGACAAAGGCAGCUGGUUUGCCUCGGGCGCGUGCUCCUGAAGAAAAGCAAGGUCCUUGUGCUCGAUGAGGCAACAGCGUCUGUUGACACAGCAACUGAUAACCUGAUCCAGCAGACCCUGAGGAACCAUUUCUGUGACUCGACAGUUAUAACGAUUGCACAUAGGAUAACAUCGGUGCUGGACAGCGACAUGGUUGUGCUGUUAGAUAACGGAUUGCUUAAGGAAUACGAGACGCCGGAGAAGCUGUUGGAGGAUAAGUCGUCUCUAUUUGCGAAGCUGGUGGCAGAAUACAACAUCAGAUCAAGCUCUAGUGUUGAGUCUCUUUCUUCUUUUGCAUGACGAUGAUGACGACAACGACGAUGAUGAUGGAACUUGUCUAUAAUUCAUACAAGUUCUUUUGUUUUUGUUUAGGCAGAACUGGCUCUUGCACGAUUUACUAAUGAUAGUAAUAUUAUUGUACUGUUUGAUGAACUCUUUUUGUUGUCUAAGUGAUAAAUCACUCAUUAUUGAUA